This is a messenger RNA of Leopardus geoffroyi (Geoffroy's cat), 7841 nucleotides long. It is a transcript of the gene CDON, whose product is annotated as cell adhesion associated, oncogene regulated. The coding region runs from base 386 to 4168 and encodes 1260 amino acids. NCBI's taxonomy places the organism in Eukaryota, Metazoa, Chordata, Mammalia, Carnivora, Felidae. The record is from RefSeq and is a predicted model, not a curated record. Gene Ontology annotation, molecular function: protein binding. Gene Ontology annotation, cellular component: plasma membrane; axon. The transcript is spliced from 20 exons. Gene Ontology annotation, biological process: nervous system development; cell-cell adhesion; axon guidance.
ACUUAAUAAUUGGUAGUUGUUAUCCUUUGGAAUAAUUAAUUUCAUAAGACAGCUGUUUGGUAAGAUGUACAAGUAGAUUUACUUUCACACACAGUAAAGCCAGUUAACUCCCUGCCUAGUGGAAGCAAGAGGCAAGGGUGGGGUAGAGUAUCAGAAUUAUUUGGCAAGGUUUUUCAUGCUGCACGUAGAGCCCCGCCUCCUUAAAUCAUUUCCAAGUGACCUACCAUCACCACUGGGACUGGACCAUCGCUCUUUGGUGCUGGGGCAGAAAGAUGACAAAUCUACUGACUGAAGCAUUUGAGUCUUUCUCUGGUAACUCGGACGUAGUAAGUGCUUUGAGCCAAAGCCUGGAAGUCUGUCCUGCCUGCUUCUGUAAUCUGGCGCUAUGCAUCCAGAUCCUCGGCCCUUACAGACACUGCUGUAUGUUGUUACUCUUGCGAUUCUGUGUCCUUCCGUGAAUUCAGACUUGGCACCGUCUUUUAUUUCUGAGCCACUGUCCGCUGUCCAGAGACUUGGUGGACCCGUAGUACUCCAUUGUUCUGCUAAGCCUGUGACCGCUCAUAUCUCAUGGUUGCAUAAUGGAAAAAGACUGGAUAGAAGCAUGGAACAGAUUAAGAUGCAUCAGGGGACUUUGACUAUUCCGUCCCUUAAUCCCUCCCUUUCGGGUUCCUACCAGUGCGUUGCCAACAAUAGCAUCGGGGCAAUUGUGAGCGGCCCUGCAACAGUAUCUACUGCUGUUCUUGGUGAUUUUGGUUCACCAACAAAGCAGGUUAUUACAGCGGAAGAAAAGAGUACCGGUUUCAUUGGCUGCAAAGUACCAGAUAGUAACCCCAAGGCUGAGGUGCGCUAUAAAAUCCGGGGAAAGUGGCUGAAACAUUCCACAGAGAAGUACUUAAUCCUUCCAUCAGGGAAUCUUCAGAUUCUGAAUGUAUCUUCAGAGGACAAGGGAUCAUAUAAGUGUGCAGCUUUUAAUCCUGUCACUCAUGAAUUAAAAGUUGAAUCCAUUGGCCGAAAGCUUCUUGUCAGUCGCCCUUCUUCCGACGAUUUCCACAUUCUUCACCCCACCUUUUCACAGGCACUAGCUGUGCUUUCUCAUAGCCCCGUCACCCUGGAGUGUGUGGUGAGUGGGGUCCCACUUUCUCAAGUGCACUGGCUGAAGGAUGGUCAGGACGCUGUGCCGGGAAGCAACUGGCGAAGGUUGCAUUCCCAUCUUGCCACAGACAGCAUUGACCCGGUGGACUCUGGAAACUAUUCUUGUAUAGUGGGAAACAAGUCUGGAGACGUAAAACAUGUGACUUACAUGGUUAAUGUGCUUGAAAAUGCUUCAAUUUCUAAAGGACUACAGGAUCAGACAGUCUCUCUGGGUGCCACAGUACAAUUUACUUGUGAGAUUCAUGGGAACCCAACUCCAAACCGUACCUGGUUUCAUAACGCACAACCUGUUCAUCCUUCCCCACGACAUCUAACUGUAGGACACAGACUGAAAAUCAGUGGUGUUACCAUGGAAGAUUCUGGGCUGUAUCAGUGUGUAGCAGAUAAUGGGAUUGGAUUCAUACAGUCUACUGGGAGACUUGAAAUUGAAAAAGGCAGUGGACUCAAGCCAGUUAUAAUUACAGCACCAGCAAGUACAAAGGUGGUAGAUGGAGACUUUGUUACUCUGUCCUGCAAUGCCACUGGCGUGCCAGUCCCAGUCAUGCGUUGGUAUGACAGGCACGGGUUGAUAACCAGCCAUCCGUCUCAAGUGCUCAGAUCAAAAUCCCGGAAAUCACACUUACGACCUGGGGGCUAUGACCUGGAGCCUGUCUACUUCAUCAUGUCCCGAGCUGGCUCAAGCUCUCUGUAUAUUCAGGCCAUCACUCAGGAGCAUGCUGGGAAAUACAUCUGCGAAGCCGCAAAUGAACAUGGUGCCACACAGUCGGAGGCAGUCCUCACAGUUGUUCCUUUUGAAACAAAUACAAAAGCAGAAACAGUUACACCUUCCAAUCCCACUCAGAAUGAUAAAAGAGAUGGUUCAGAAGCUGGAUUAUUGAGCUCAUUUCCAGGGAAGAAACACUCCAGCGCAGUGGAAUCAUCGCCAGAGAAAAACACUAGUGGUGCCUCUGUCCCUGAUGCCCCCAUCAUUCUGAGCCCUCCGCAGACCUACACAUCUGAUACGUACAACCUGGUCUGGAGGGCGGGGAAGGAUGGCGGGCUGCCCAUCAAUGCCUAUUUUGUGAAGUAUCGAAAGCUAGAUGACGGCGUUGGCCUGGUGGGAAGCUGGCACACAGUUCGAGUCCCGGGAAGUGAGAAUGAGCUCCAUCUGACAGAACUGGAGCCAUCUAGUCUCUAUGAAGUUUUGAUGGUGGCAAGGAGCGCAGCAGGUGAAGGGCAGCCCGCCAUGCUUACCUUCCGAACCAGCAAAGAGAAAACAACCUCAUCAAAAAACACCCAGGCGUCCUCUCCACCCAUGGGCAUCCCUAGGCGUCCUGUUGUUUCGGAGGCUGCGGACAACUUUGGGGUGGUACUUACAGAUUCCUCUAGGCAUAGUGGAGUUCCAGAGGCACCUGAUCGGCCUACCAUCUCUACGGCAUCAGAGACGUCCGUCUAUGUCACUUGGAUUCCUCGGGCCAAUGGGGGUUCUCCAAUCACUGCCUUCAAGGUCGAGUACAAACGGAUGAGGACUAGUGAUUGGCUGGUGGCAGCUGAAGAUAUCCCUCCUUCCAAACUUUCUGUGGAAGUUCGUAGCUUAGAGCCAGGUUCAACAUACAAAUUUAGGGUUAUUGCCAUCAACCAUUAUGGUGAGAGUUUUCGGAGUUCGGCAUCUCGUCCUUAUCAGGUGGCUGGGUUCCCCAAUCGUUUCUCUAACCGUCCAAUAACUGGACCCCACAUUGCAUACACUGAAGCUGUCAGUGAUACGCAGAUCAUGCUGAAGUGGACGUACAUUCCAUCAAGUAACAAUAAUACUCCCAUUCAAGGAUUUUAUAUCUACUACCGGCCAACAGAUAGUGACAAUGACAGUGAUUACAAGAGGGAUGUUGUAGAAGGUUCAAAGCAGUGGCACAUGAUUGGCCAUCUGCAGCCAGAAACCUCCUACGAUAUUAAAAUGCAGUGCUUCAACGAAGGGGGAGAAAGCGAGUUUAGUAACGUGAUGAUCUGUGAAACUAAAGUGAAACGUCUUCCUGGAGCUUCUGAGUAUCCUGUCAAAGACUUGAGUACCCCUCCAAAUUCCCCAGGAGGUGGACGAAACGUUGGGCCUGCAACCAGCCCCACCAGAAGCAGCGAUAUGUUGUAUCUGAUAGUUGGCUGCGUGCUGGGUGUCAUGGUCCUCAUUCUCAUGGCUUUCAUCGCAAUGUGCCUGUGGAAGAACCGCCAGCAAAGCACCAUACAGAAAUAUGACCCUCCAGGAUAUCUCUACCAAGGGUCAGAUAUUAAUGGGCAGAUGGUGGAAUACACUACUCUGCCUGGCACAAAUCGGAUAAAUGGGAAUGUUCAUGGAAGCUUCAUAAGUAAUGGAGGUCUCAGCAAUGGCUGCUCCCAUGUUCACCAUAAGAUCUCUAAUGGAGUCAAUGGAGUCAUGAAUGGGAACUUAAAUGGAGGGCUUUACGCGGGACACACAAGCUCACUAACCAGGACGCAUGUGAAUUUUGAACAUCGUCAUCACCUAGUAAAUGGUGGUGGGAGGUACACAGCAGUACCUCAGUCGGACCCGCUGGAGCGCGUUAGCUGUCGAAAUUGUCGGAACAACAAUAGGUGUUUCACCAAAACCAGCAGCACUUUCAGCAGCAGCCCCCUUCCUGUGGUCCCAGUGGUAGCACCUUAUCCUCACGAUGGCUUGGAAAUGAAGCCCCUCAGUCACAUGAAGGUGCCCGUAUGUCUGGCUUCCACAGCCCCCGACUGUAGCCAGUCACCUGAGGAGAGCUUCAAAGAUGACACGGCACCAAGACCUGCUCAGCAUACUUGCUGUCAGGACAAUAGAAAUGACAUCGACAUUGAGUGCACAGAAGAUACAGCAGAGUUCAGCAGAGGGGACAGCUGUGUCCAUUCAGAAACAGAGAACAAAAUUUUAAGUUGGAAUCCUCUUAUUUUGCCACAUGGGUCAAAGGACUGUACUGAAAAGACAGCGUGGUCUCCUCCCGGCAUUCCUCUAGACAGCCCUUCAGGGGUCCUUCAGCAACCCCAAGAAACCUGAGGAUGUGCACACGACUGGUCAUGCUCCCACUUCAAGCCAGUACCUGCACAAAACAGGUCUGGGGAUGGACUGUGUGAAGGACGUUCAUUCAAAUCAGAGAAAAUCGUUAUUUAUUUUUUGUAGUAGUAAUGUCAUAUGAAUGUAUCUUAAACUGUGUGCCCUUUUUUAUUAUUUAUGCCUUAACAAUUCCUAUUCCUCCCUCCCCCUCAGUAGGAAACCUAGUUUUGCGUAGUUUUCAAUCAUCUGAGAGCGGUGGUAUCAUUCCAUGUUUCCGAGAACCUCAGUGACCAGAAGAGCUCCUCCUGCAAGGAUCCAGCCUCUUGGCCGAGAAGGCUUGAGAGGGAACUGAUCUGGCUGUUCGGAAGUUUUCAGAUGGAAAGCUGGCUUUUGAUACUAUGUUUAUUAGUAUUGAGAACAUUUGAAAUCACCCUCAGCCGUCACCUAGUGUUUAUAAUAGCAGGUCUCUUUUUAAUUUUAGGAGUGCCUUCCACAGAAGUGAUAGGGGACCUGUUGACUGUCUACACAUGGGCACAAAUUAUGUUCCGUUUUCUAGACACUAGUCACACGGUGUCAUGAACAUGGUUUGAGGUUAAGGUCUGUGGGGUUAUUGCAUGUUGCAGAGAGGGAACCAGGGCCGGAGAGAAAAAUGAAUGUCCUCAGGUCCCACUACCUUAAAAUCGGAUUGGUUUAUAAAAUCAUCACUGUGGGGCUCUUUUUGACGGUUCUGAGAGUAGGAACAACAUAAGUUUAAAGUGGCGACUUGAAAAGAAAGGCCCACAUUGUGCUCCCGGUGUCAUGCCACCCGAAAAUUAUUAUUUUCCAGCUUCCAACAUGGGCAAUGCUUGGAAGACGUGAAUGUCAGAAAAGAUUUAAUUUGGAGGGAAAGGGGUAUGGUCUGAAAUUUCCUGACUUUUUUCAGAAUGUCGUCAUUGUAAACAGGCACCUGAAGCUUCGGUUAGCAGAGCUCGUAAAUCACAGUUACUGCUCCCUCUGAGUGACGAGGACAUUUGCAGCUGCCUUUGGAAGGCUUUUCUUCUCCACAUCUAAAAAAAAAGAAACAAAAGCUCACAAAAAAACACUACUACUAUUUAAUAGCUAUUUUAAUAGCUUUUGAGUCAAGCUUUAAUGGAUCACUGCUUAUUUUUGGAUUGUGCAUCCCUUGGGGGAGAAAAAAACAAAUGAUUCUCUUUAUGUAGAGUCAAACAGUUUCAGCAUAAAUGAAAAAAGCUUCUUUCCCAAAAAUUGCAGUGAAAUAGACUAGAAUACUAUGUUAAUCAACUGUUUAUGUAAAUGCGUCAAUAUUCCCUUACAGAUGUCUAUAUAUUUUAUAAAUAGAGCUGUUAGCGAAAUAACGCUGUUUGAGCUGGGUCACUAUGCGAGAAUGUCUUCGAGUGGAAUGUAGUGAAUAUAAUUUCAGGGUCCGGUAUUAGGGGUGCUGUAGAAUCAAAUUCUGCAUUCCAGAUGUCCAUACCUAUAGUAUGCUGGAUUUAUGCUUCGUGUGGUGUAGAUACAAUUGGCUUUGGAGGGGGAUAUCUGCAUCCCUUCUGUGAUUAGCAAAGGACGGAGUCCUAGUGCACAGAAUAUGAAAACAUGCCCUGUGUUUGCCAACCAACUCACAGCCAUGCGGUCACAAAGGGAGUUUGAGAAGACUGGGAGUAAAUGUUCGCAGGCAGUCAUUUUGAUUCAGGAAACAGAGGUAUAUUAGCAUGAGCCUUAGGUCAUAAACUGCUUUUAAAGAUUGAGUUUGAAUAUGGGAUUUGUCCACCCGGUAGAGGAGACAACUUUUACCUUUAGGGCAAACUCAUUGUGGACUUGCUUUAUUUAUAUUAUUAGUAACGCUGUUUUAAGUGUUAUCCCUUUUAUUGUAUUUUAUUUAUAAAAAAAAAUGCCUUUAUAUAUUGAGACAUAAAUAUAAAUAUAUAAAUAUAUAUAUAUAUAUAUAUAUAUACAGUUGCCUUACUGUUCAGGAGUUCUGCAUUCUCCCUGACCUUGAGUUAUUCUGAACUUGUAUGACCUGCACAGUCAACCAGCAACCGUCCUGCCUGCUGUCGCUUCCCCGGGAAGUCCGAGGACAUAGCACAGGGUGGGAGAUGGCCCUAGCAUUUGUGGAGUAGCUGCGGUGGACCAGGCACCGUGCUCAGUGCUGGCCUCUGCUAUCUCGUUAACCCUCACAGCAAAUCUGCAACAUAGCCAGUCACCCACCACAGAGCCUGAACUUUAGCCCAAUUUAUCUGGAGCCAUAAUCUGGGCUCCUUCCAUUUUUUUCCAUACCGCUUUCCAAAAGCAUGUGGUUCCCUCUUUCGAUGGAACCGGUCCAGUUCUGUAUGCUCUCCUCCCCUGCCGCAUGGUGCCUCCGAUGCCCUGACCCCACAGCCUGAGAAGCUGUGCUCGGUCCUGCAGGGGCAGAGCUGCGUGCUCUGGGUCUUUCCAGAGUCCCCGUUUCCCCCCAGGACACCCCUCACCUCUUCCUACCAGGGAAUGUGAUCUUCCCUCGGCUUAGUGAGCACGUCACUGGUCAGGCCUCUUCAUGUGCCUUCUCGUCUUAGAAUUCUCUGUGGUUCUUUGUUUUAGCAUCAAACUUCCCCCGCUCCUGUCCUAUCGGUUCACUAUCUCCUUUUUUUCCAUCACGUACCGAUAGUCUGGUGAUGGGUGCCGUACAGGAUGUAAGCGAAAUUGCAAUGUUUUCAGCCUUUUGAAGUGGUCUUUUGGGAAAGCAUUUCUGGGUUGUGUUUAUGUUGAGUGAGUCUGUGAACACCAAUACGUCUGUAUCAGGCCGACCGUGUCGCAACGAUCAUUCCAGAUACAGUACUGCAAAGAGCUUAAUUUCAGAACUGAAUUUCACCUGUGUUGCCCUUUUACAGCAAUGACUUUGAGAUGCAUGUCUUUGUAUCAUAUUGAAAAGUGUGUUUUUAUUUUCCUUCAAGUUGUAAUAUUCUGUUUGGAACUGUACAUAUUUUAAGUGAUGUAGCUUUGACAGGUUUUAUCUGGUUGAUACGACUUUAUAUUAAAAGGGAAUGCUGCUUUCCUGUAGAGUAGCACGUGAAAAUGGGGAUCCUGAGAUACUCCCUGUUUGUAUAAAGCUGCUUAGAGCUUGUGAUGGGGGUGGGUGGGUGUAUGUCUUACUCUGAAAUUCUUUGGAACCUCCAUCCCUGUCCUCCCCUGAAAAUCCCUGUGCGCGCCCCAGAGUCAAGCGAGUUAAUCCCGCCUGUUCUGACCGAAGAGAUCCAGGCCCUGAAGGAACAGGAUCUAGGACAACAAGAGUUUUAUGGGGAGGCUGGGAAAAUGCCUGAGCCAAAGAGCUGUGUGGAAGGAGGCAGACCGCCUGCGGGGGUUGGGGGGAAACUCAGUAUCUCUUUGGAAGGAAGACAGGAGGGAGGGAGAGGAACGCGGGGAGGAGAGUGGUCUGUGUUUACCAUUAACUUGGAGCUACAUCGGUGUGAACUCCUGGGUAGACAGCUCGCCUCCUCAAGGCGCAGCCCUAACAAGUCAAAGUGUCUGGGCUGUGGUGACCGGAGAGCCAGAGGGUCUUUGGCAUGGGGUGGGGCCUUGUUCUGGUUUAUUCCCCAUGUUGAAAUAAGCCUUCUUUAAACCUUAGCUCCAGUCCUGAGAGCCUUGAGAGAACUUGAAAUCCCUUUUCUAAUAAAGUCUAAGUCUGUGAGAACCUGAGAAGCAA